Molecule: messenger RNA, 496 nt
Organism: Vigna radiata var. radiata (mung bean)
Lineage: Eukaryota; Viridiplantae; Streptophyta; Magnoliopsida; Fabales; Fabaceae
Exons: 2
Coding region: 58-288 (76 amino acids)
Source: RefSeq, a predicted model, not a curated record
AACCUGCGAGGCAUAAAAGCCGCAUCCUAAGUCGUGUGUUGAGUGCAAAGCGAAGGCAUGGCAUUGACGAAUUUCGUGCUGACCGCUGCGGGUGUAGGCGCCGUUGUGCUUUUGCUCAGGAGUGACGUCAAGCAAUCUGCCUCCAUCUUCCGCCGGAACGUCAAGCACAUUCGCAACUGGCUUGAAGAAGAAUCUGCUGCCUCUUCCAGGUCAAUGGAGAGGUCCAUUCCCAAAGAACUUGAUUCAAAGGUUCCUCCUAAAGGCAUUCAUAAGGAGGACAAACAUUAAUGGAUACAUGUUUUUUGAGUCUUUUACUACAUAUUACUCUUGAGUUACGUAUAGUUGGAAAUAAUAUGACAUGAUAAUUUUGGUUAUUCCUCAUUCCAGUUACAUCUCGCUGUAAGUUCUUCGAAUUUAAAAUAUUGACUUUGGAUUGCAAGUCAUUUUACCACAUUGUAAGGUGAUUUUUUUUUAACCAAACUUAGAUCGUUUUAGG